This is a messenger RNA of Rotaria socialis, 1248 nucleotides long. Lineage: Eukaryota; Metazoa; Rotifera; Eurotatoria; Philodinida; Philodinidae. The record is from the annotation of a GenBank genome assembly.
AUGCCUGAUAAUUAUCGAACUAAUAUUAUCAUAUUAACUUCAGCAAUGGAUAUGUUAAUGAAAUUUGGUGAUGUUGAAAAGGCAGAAAGUAUUUUUCGGUCAAUCAAAAGGAAAGAUGCUAAUAUUUAUGGUGCUUUAAUGAAUGGUUAUAAUCUUAAUGAUGAAUCAUGGAAAUGUUUCAAGAUUUUUGAAGAAAUAAAUAAAAACAAUAUUGUCGUCGGUGAUAUCAUAUGGAAUAUAAUUAUUGGUGCAUGUUCAAAUACUGCAAUGCUGCAUCGCUGCCAAUAUAUUAUGGAUCGAAUUCCAUCGAAUAUUCAGAGGAACAUUCAAAUUCAAAAUUCAUUGAUUGAUAUGCGGGGUAAAUGUGGUUCAAUUGAAAACGCAAAAAGUGUAUUUAAUUCAAUUGAUGAUUGUGGUACUAUUACAUACAAUGCUAUGAUCAAUGCAUUUGGUCUAAAUGGAAUGGGUUCUCAAGCCGUUGAAUUAUAUAGACAAAUGCCUAGUAAUCCACGUGAUCGUAUUUCACACAUUAGUGUUCUUAACGCAUGUUCCCAUUCGGCACUUCUUCAUGAAGCUCGAACCAUCUUUGAUGAAAUUCCUAUUGAUUGUUUAAGUCGUUUAUUUGUAUUUGAUGAAGCACAAAAGUUGAUCGAUGAUUAUGAAAAGACAAAUAUACCAAGUAUUGCUAUGUAUAUGUCUCUAUUAUCCGGCGCACGUAAUGAUCGAAAUAGUAAUUUAUCUGAAAAAAUAUAUAAACGAAUGAAAACUUUAUUUCCUAAUGAAAAAGAAAGUCUUGCAUCAGGUGUAGUUCUUCUGUCAAGUAUAUAUUCCUCGCUGGGCGAACAUGAACAAGCUAAAAAUUUUCGAUCUAAUCAAAUAAAAGAAUUGGGAAUCAAACGACUCAAAGCUCAUGAUCAUUCUCAUCCGCAAUCAACUGAAACCUACGCUAAAAUUGGUCGUUUAAAGUCAAAAGCGAUUGAAUACGGCUUUACAUUUGAUUCAUCUUGGAUAACUCGCCAAUUAAAUGAAAACGAAACUAUUGAAUCUGUUUUAUGUGGUCAUAGUGAGAUAUUAGUAAUUGCAUUGAAUUUUAUUCAAGUUGCUAAAAAUCUUCGAGUUUGUGGUCAUUGCCAUGAAUUUACAAAAAUUAUAGCAAAAAUUGAACAGUGUGAUAUUGUUGUUCGUGAUGCUAAUCGAAUUCAUCACUUUUAUCCCGCUGGUCAAUGUUCUUGUCAAGAUCAUUUCUGA